CGAGAUGAAAAUACGCCAUAGCUUGUCAAAUCUUCACAAUGUGUGGCAUUUUCUUAUUGUAUGUAUAGUUAGCCUGCAUUGUAGAAGUGUUUGGCUGUGUCACUCAUGUGGGGUGCUGCCACCCCCACUCGCCAAGCUUUGUUGUCUUGAAACACGUGGUAAGAAUUGUUUUCUUAUCUUUGCAAGAGAGAAUAUGUAAUGUUGUUUUAGCCUUAAAAGGUCAGUGCUGAGUGAUCAUCAGGCACUCAACGUAACUCAGAGCGUUAGCAUAAUGUUUACGUUCUUGUUAGCGUUAGCAUUCAGCGCGGCGAGCGCCAUGUUGAACUCGAGGAAGUUUUUUUUAUUUUUAUUUUUUACAUCCAGUUUGUGGCAUCCAGGUGGGUAUAAUUAAUUGAAAAUAAUACACUGUUUUCGUACUGUGUGUGUGUAUUAUCAUCACCAAGUUGGUGUUGACCUUGUCAUAGUGCAUAUGUGAGCAUAAGUGCUCACCUGUCAAUUUUUGUUUCAAAUGUUUGAUAACCUUUAUUUGUGUAUUUUUGGACUAAACCUUUUUAUAUUUUUUAAUCAUUUUGAGUCGCCGUCGACUAAAGCUAAACAAAAUUUGUUUAGACUUUUUGUGAAGGAAAACGAGACGACAUUUCAAAAUUACUAAAAUAUCACUAAGUAUUUUCGUACAAAAGACUUUAAAAAAAAAUUAGAUGGGAUGCCAAAAACAACCCUAAAUUUGGUCAAUGUCUUCAAUUUUGAGUCGUGGUAUUUUAGGGUGACCAAACGUCCUCUUUUGCCCGGACAUGUCCACUUUUUAGAUCCUGUCCGAGGCAUCCGGCGGAGUUUUAUAAAUUCAUGAAAAUAUCUGUUUUUUUGACUGAUGAUUUGCACAGGAUACUGCGGUACAGUCGGGCCUGUUACGUGUUCCCAAACAGCCUGCCCAGUUGUUAAGACUUGUGCUCAAUACGGAUAUAAUCAAAUGCUCAUGUACCUAAAAGUGUAAUGUCAAAAGUAUCUUUAUUCUAUUUUAGAUACAAAUUUGCGCAUGCGUGCGCAGUCACGGACUGGCUUUAUCAUGGCAUCAACUGUCAAUACUCAUUCACAAACAAACCCUCGUGAGUCGUAACGACAGGAGCUCACAGGCUAUUGGUACGUACACUUGCUAAACUUACCUUUCAGCAACUGUUGACUUCUGUCGGAGCGUUGUACUGGUGUGAUCUGUAAAAUCCCGCUUGGUGUCGCAUCGUUACACUGCACUACACUACAAUGAAUUUUUUUGUCUGUUUAUUUCACUUAUUGUUUGCGUGUGAUCUAGAACAUUUAAUGAGAAUAAUAAUUGAGUGGGAAUAACAGUUUGUCUUUUACUGGAAAGAGAAAUGAGCUUUUUGUUAAAGGUGGAUUAUCUACAUAAGAUGUAUUAUUUAGAACAUUGUUUCAGAUCAUUUAUUUGUAGAGUAAGAAUUGAAAAGACAGCUAUUAUUUUUAUCAAGGAAUCCCCAUUACAGAAGAGGCUUUUUUUUUUUAGAUCACUAUUUAAUUCCAGUGUUUUUUUUUUUGUUUUGUUUUUUUUGCGUUAUUAUAGGAAUAACAAAGCCUGUUAGGUAACCUCAGCGAAUUUGAAAUUGUGUCUUUGGUUAUAAAGCUAUUAUUUUUUUUAUAAAACUGAAUUUUUGUAUUGAAACGGAGGAGGCACACUUUAAAAAUUAAAGUGAUAAGGCAUCUUUGAGUGAACUUAAAGUAAAAUUAAAUAUCUCAAGGCCGGGCCAAGUGUCCUCUUUUUUGGAGAUCAAAAUAAGGUCACCCUAUUGUAUUUAACAAAUGAAGACAGAUGUGUUCACAUUGUUCAAAUUUUGGCUGAUUGUGGCUAGCAGUUUGCACUCUAUGUGCUUUAAUUUGAGUUGUUUUGCUACUUGUGUUUUUAGCAAUGUGUUUUAACAAUAUGUAAUUGCAGUUGUGAAACAAAUGACAUUGUCACAAAUUGAAUAUUGUGCUUUCAAUUAUUUUGCUGUCGUGAGUAGUGAUGUGUAUUAUGUUCACUUUUUUAAAAGGUUCGAACAGCUCUUUUGUGAGUUUUGAAAUUUAAAGUUUGGUUGUGUCUUUAUAAAAAGUAUAUUAUGUUUUUAUAUUGGAGAAAAUGGAGGUGUCAUUUCUGAAAUGUGUUUUUAGCAUUUGAGAAAAACAAUACUAUUGUGGCCUCCACAACCCAAAAUGUUAUCUCGACUUAUUUUUGGACGCCAGCUCUUUUUGUGUGUUUUUCUUUUAAUUAUCAAAAGUAGAUAGUUGCCCUCUAAAGAGUUAACUUUAUUUUGAUUUCGCGCCAUAUGUUUGUGUUGUUUAGUGAUUUAUUACCCAAUAAUUUUCUGAUUUUCCGACAACUGGUGGCCUUUCAGUUUAAUUUUUUAUUUAAAGUUUUCACGACUUCAGAAAUGAUUACAGUUUAUAUUCAUGAUGAAAAAUUGGGAAUAGGAGUUUUGGCGAUAUAGAUAUCAUCAUAUCGCCUAGCACUAAGGCUACCCAAUAGCUGAUCUUAGCAUCUGCUCUACACCCUACCCCAUCCACUGCGUCAUGCUGGGGCAUGACUCAUGUGGUCGAGUGGUCAUCUCCCACUACCAUUUGGAGUUUGACCCUCAUUUCUUAUGACAAUGUCAAAGUGUCCUUGAUCAAGAAACAAUUUCUCUUUGAUCAAGAAACAAUUGCUUUUGAUGCUGAAUCAUCAGUCAGUGAAUGAAAACAGAAGCACUUAAAAUGACAUAAAAAUGUGUUUUCAAGUAAUUCAGUGGUAAGACUACAUGGGCAAAGCCAGUAUGCAAAGAAGAACUAAUUGUAAUAUUGAAUAAAUAAUAAAUAUAAUAUAUGUAAAUAAAAAGACAGACACACACAAACAAGAGUAGAUGGGAAUACAUGAAAGCAGCAGGAAGUCCAUCAGGUUGCAAGUGAGUGUGCGCGUGUGCGAGGCGUAAUGCAGAAGUGUGUCAGGCCGUGGGAACGCGGGAGCAGGCAGGAGCGCGUCAGAUGUGUGAACUUGUGCUGGGAGUGUGUGGACACUCUGUGUAUGUUUACACAUUGACGUCUACUGUGAAGCGCGUGCACGCUGCUUCAAAGGACCCACUGACACGUUGAAGUCUGUGUGCACCGUUCUCACGCUCAUUUGGUGUUCAUAGCCAAUGACGGGUGGUAUUUGGACUUUAUGGGUCAUUUCGCAAUGAGAGAACAUUUUGGCUUCAAAAUUCUUGAAAAAUGAGUCUUCAUGUUUUUGAUUUUCUGCUCCAUAUUCGAUAAUAACUGCUAUUGAACUAUCAAAAGCUUGAUUUGCUGUGAACAUUUUGAUGAAAUUUUUUUGUGUGUGUGUGCUUACAAUAUUUGACAUUCUCACGGAGUAGGGUUGUACCUAACUGUGGUGCAAAGUACUAUUUUUAGCUUUUCUCAUGUGUCUCAUCUGUUUUUUUGUAUUGUUUUGUAUUUAAUCUUGCUGCUCCUGCUGACCUUUCCUAGAAUUUACCUAUAUGUAAUUUAAUUUAAAAAAAUAUAUAUUAUUUUAUUUUAUUUUACAUAAUUUUAAUUAAUUAAUUUUUCAAUUAAAAAGAAAAGGUCUUAUUUUGAUCAGAUGGGUUCAUGAGGUGUAUUGAGACAUUUAAUAAAGGCCAACUGUUUGACAUGAAUAUGAAAAAAAAAAAUACAUCAAUCUGCAAAAUACACAUUCUUUUGGAAAACUGUGACAAUGUCACAUUAGCAUAUCAUGUGAUUCAACGUGUUCUUCUCCCUUUAAAAAAAAAAAGUUAUGGUUACAGGGUUGUGUCUACUGUAUUCAGCGGGACGUGCAUUCCACAAAUAAUAAUUCAUAUUUGAAAUAUUAUAGUUAUCAUUUUUAAAACAAAUUUCCCCACAGUUAGAAGAGACAGCAAUGAAAGCCCUAAUCCCAAUACCAAAACAAAUUGAUGUAAAAUUUUAUUGUAACUGUUUUAUUUGAGAUUAAAUUUGGGCAUCGGGGGGGGCAGGUGAACAAUUUUUUUUUUUUAAGUGCUACUACACACUUCGUAUUUUAACCUUUUUUAGGGCAAGUGACAUAACGUUUUCUGGUCACGUAGGCCACAGUAUUCACUAUUGGUUUGUCAAAUACUAUUCCUUUUUUUUUUUUUUUUUUUUUUUAUUAUUAUUAAUCAUACUCUCUGUUUAUGGUCCACAAUGCCACAACUUUUUUUUACUUCAUAGUAUUGAACUCAUAGCCUGGCAUUUACAACAAUAGAUGUCCAAUUCAUUAGUACUGGGAGGUUUGGCUGAGAAUGCUCAUUUUUCAAUGUCAGUGACAGCGCUACACGGUAAUUUGGUGCCAGUCAAAAUGGAUUGGACAUCCAUUGCCGCUGAUAACAGCCGAGUUUAACCCCAAAAAACUAUAAGAAGCAGAUUUUUUUUUUUCAUACGCCACGUGUGCAUACUUUCAAAUUCACUUUGUGUGUCAUUACAUCACGGGAGUGCGGCAUGCUUCCCUCUGAGGGUCACCGUUUUCCCAUAUCAACACAAGCUGCGGGUCAGCGCCCCCCUUACCCCGCCGCCGUCCCUCAUCCUCCACCCACGCCCCACCCAGGCUCUUUUCUCUCCCAGUCUAUUCCUCCACCUGCUCCCUGGAGACACGCUCCAUUGUCUCCGGGGACAUAAACACUUCAUUGAGCAUGUGGCGGCCCCGCGUUCCUCUGAGCACUUCCCGGCCUUCUCAUUGGCUCUUGGAGUGUGAGAACCUCCGCUGAGCCUGAGACCCACGUAUUCAUAUGGAGAUUGGUCUGUAUAAAUACAGGGGAGGAGGCUCAGAGGAAGGCAGAUCCCACUCAGACAACGAGCAGACCUGCCAGCAUGGCUCCUACUGUUUAUGGACAGAGUCAUUUCUCCAAAGAGGCUUCAGCUCACAAGCUGAGGAAGCCAAUGGUGGAGAAGCUGCGGCGAGACCGCAUCAACACCUGCAUCGAGCAGCUCAAGUCCCUGCUGGGCCCUGAGUUUCUCAGACAGCAGCCCGACUCUAAGCAGGAGAAAGCUGACAUCCUGGAAAUGGCCGUUUGCUACCUCAAGAGCUGGCAGCAGCAGCAGCGGCGUUGGCCUUCAUCCGACGGCUACGCACACUGCGUUCACCGAGCCCUCAGCUUCCUGUCCCAUGUCAAGGUCCAGAGCCAGGCCCAGAGGCAGCUGCUCGGACACUUCCGGGAGCUGCGAGCGUCCGGCGGGACAGCUCCGGGCAGCUCGUCCCCCCCGGGCUCGCCGCUCAGCAAUGUUAAGGGCUGCAGCCUGGCAGGCGCCGUCCUGUGGAGGCCCUGGUAGAUGCCGAAGAAGGACCGCGAGCUAGCUAGAGACUCUGUGAUGUCAAGUUCUUUUGGGUCACUGUGUGGCCAAAUAUUCCAGCUACAUUUUAGCUCGUUAUCUAUCUCGCUAUCUGGCUAUCCAUCCAUUUAGCUAGCUAUCUGGCGAGUUGUCAAGCUGCUAACUAUCUAGAUUCCUUGGAAAGAUUUAAUAAGAUUCAGGUUUUACUGAACUACAUUUGUAAUCACCAUGUGAUUUGUGUGUAUUGAACAUGAUGUCACACCCUCAUUGGGUUCAGAUUCACUUAAGUAUUGUUUGUCUUUGAUACUAUGUAUCACUUAAGAAUCCCGUGGAUUCAUUCACAUUGUAAAUCCUGUUUUGAUUGAACAUUAUUUUCACUGUGUGUUUGACACCACAUUAUAUGUGGACGUGUCCGUUGUAUUGUUCAAAAUGGAUGAUUGUCAUGUUUUACUUUUUAAAAAAGGAAUGACAUGUGCUUCCCUGUGAAGAAAAUAAAAGAAAAAACUUCAAA
Messenger RNA from Corythoichthys intestinalis (scribbled pipefish), 5803 nucleotides. RefSeq names its product transcription factor HES-5-like. The record is from RefSeq and is a predicted model, not a curated record. Gene Ontology annotation, molecular function: RNA polymerase II cis-regulatory region sequence-specific DNA binding; DNA-binding transcription factor activity, RNA polymerase II-specific; protein dimerization activity. Lineage: Eukaryota; Metazoa; Chordata; Actinopteri; Syngnathiformes; Syngnathidae. Bases 4834 to 5292 code for a protein of 152 amino acids. The transcript is spliced from 2 exons. Gene Ontology annotation, cellular component: nucleus. Gene Ontology annotation, biological process: regulation of transcription by RNA polymerase II; regulation of neurogenesis; anterior/posterior pattern specification.